Messenger RNA from Hylaeus volcanicus, 2930 nucleotides. RefSeq names its product serine protease inhibitor 88Ea-like. The transcript is spliced from 4 exons. Gene Ontology annotation, molecular function: serine-type endopeptidase inhibitor activity. The record is from RefSeq and is a predicted model, not a curated record. NCBI's taxonomy places the organism in Eukaryota, Metazoa, Arthropoda, Insecta, Hymenoptera, Colletidae. The coding region runs from base 244 to 1563 and encodes 439 amino acids.
UAUCGCAGAAUCAACAACGACUAGUUGUGCUCGGCCUGGAAAGGAUUUCGUGCUCGAUGAGUAGACGCGACACCAGUCUCCACAGCGAAACAGUGGUGGGGAACCGGUCGCGGAGCCAGUUAUACUCGCCAGGGCAUCGCGACUCCGGCUUUUCCGUCGAGCACUCAGUUUAGCUUGGUUGCGAGCAAUAAACGGACGUUUUUUCGUGAUCGAGGAGAUAAGUUCUGCAGAUUUGGUUCGGACAUGGUUCUCCAACCGGCACUGUCGGUGCUACCCGUGCUGUUAUUGCUGGGAGGCGUUUCGACUCAAUGUCUCACAGGCAAUGACAGCCCCGCGAUGAUGAAUCCCUCUUCGAAGAAGGCGUUGACCGACGCCAGAUACAACUUCGCCCUCGACACCAUGAAGAAAGCUGCGACGUUGGAGCAGCAGGGCAACAUUUUCUUCAGUCCUCACAGUAUUUACCAGGCGCUGUCCUUGGCGUACUUUGGCGCUCGUGGCACCACGGAGGAGGCCUUGAGGAAGGCUUUGAAUAUCCCCCAUGAUCUGUCCAAGGUCGACGUGCAACGAUAUUACAGCUUCGAGAAAUCCCUCAGACAACUCAGCUCUCAGAAAAACGAGACACCCGACUACGAGCUCGCGUCGGCCAACCGUUUGUGGAUAACGGACAAACGUAAAGUCAGGGAGUGCAUGCUGGACUUGUUCGGCGAUCAGUUGGAGAAGACCGAUUUCCAGACGGAUCCAAACGCUGUUCGCGAGCGCAUCAACGACUGGGUCAGCAACAUGACGAAGGGAAACAUUCGCGACAUUCUUCCUCCCAACAGUAUACAGGAAAACACCGAUCUGGUAUUGGCGAACGCUGUCUACUUCAAGGGCUUCUGGCAGAGCCAGUUCGACCCAGCCGAAUCGAAGAAGGACCUUUUCUAUAGUUCAGCUUCCCAAAAUUCGAUGGUCACGUUCAUGCACCAGAAAGGAGUCUUCAAUUAUAUGAUCUCCGAGACGCUGGGCGCGCACAUAUUGGAGCUUCCGUACAAGGGCGAUGAUAUAUCCAUGGUCGUGAUGCUUCCACCGUUCGCAACCGCGAGGGCCGUAAACGGUGCCGACGGCGACGGCAUGCGUCAGCUGAUCGAGCGUAUGUCCACAGCGGAUGGCGCAUCCGAGCUUCGCGAGAUCCUGAGCAACGGUAUGGACCCGCGCGAGGUCGAGAUCUACCUGCCGCGAUUCGAGAUCGAGAUGGAUCUUCCGAUGGGACCGUUUCUUCGAGCCCUCGGCGUAGGGGAGCUGAUGACCCCCGGCGCCUCCGAUCUGCGAGGAUUCCUCCAGGACGGAGAGAGCCCGCUCCACUUGGGCGACGCGGUGCACCGUGCCCGCAUCGAAGUCACCGAGGAGGGCACAACCGCGGCCGCUGCUACAGCUCUCUUCACGUUCCGUUCUGGAAGGCCGCUCCAGCUGGCCGUUUUCAACGCCAAUCAUCCGUUCAUGUACUUUAUUUACAACAAAUCGAUGAAGACAGUCCUCUUCAACGGAAUCUAUCGCGUGCCUCCUCCUCCAAAGUCGCAGGCUUAAGACGAUCUGCUGCGUGACUUUCGUCGUUGUUCCUCGCUUGUCCUCGGUGUGCAUGAAACGGUGCGAAUCUAAGAGGUUUGCGUAUCGAUGGCCUCUCGCGGGUGGAAGGAAAGUUGGUUUGCUUGCCUUGUAGAGAACUAGGUUUGGACUCCAAACUUUGGAGGCCCUCGGUUUGUUAAAGAACACCCCGGUUUUUGGGUGUGUAACGAGUAGACCGCGGAUCUUAUGCAUUUAGGAUGUAAACUAACGUAAUAAAUUUGUGGUAAACACGACCAAAAGGGAUCUGCACUUAUGCAAAAUGAGACAGCUAUAUUAACCCCUUAAAUAAAUAUGCCCGCGUAUAUGUUAUCUCCCGAUUUCUCUGGGCCAUAGUGAACAGGAAGGCAGGAAGUCCACGAGUCAGACUCGUGGUUACUGUUUAUAGCCCGAAUUUCUUACGAGUCUCACUCGUCGUUCCAGUCCAAAGGGGUAAUUGAGUUGGAAUAUUUAUUCUUAUGUGAUAUAUUAGAAGAUAUAUUCUUUGUUUAUAAAAAUGCAAAUUUUAUUGAACGAUGUAUUGAGUUUGUAACGUGACAAACCAAGAGGACUUUUACAAUCACGAUGUUAUUAUAUUAAUUGGUGGAAUAUAUUCAACAUAAAUUUUCCAUAUUGUAUGUUUCUAUAUUAUUGUACGUCAUAGAUGCGUAAAAUCCGCGGUAAUAAGUAACGUUUGCGGUACAGGGAGCAAUACUAUCUUAUACAUAGGUAAGCCUCGAUUAGUCGAUCUUACUUUUCAUGUACAUCAUUGAACGUUUGAACAGUCUAAUGUAGGAUUUAGAAGAAAAGCUGAGCUCGACUGGUAGAUAUUGCUCUUUGUACUAAAACCACUUGUAGUAUCGCAUCGUAAACUGAUUAUGAGGGCACAAAGAUUGUUGAGCUACUUUUUUUUAGGUAUACCUGAGGCCUGGUGCUGAGUGUGACUUGCCCUGGAUGCUUGUGCAUGUUCAAACGUGCGAUGAUUGGUUGCAGCAGUGGUUCUUAAUCACUUUAGGAUCACUGCACAAUUAAAAAAAGAUUUUUAUCCCUUUCAGGUCUAUGGCACAACAUAGAGAAGAUCUUGGCACAUUUUUUAAUCGCGAAUAAUUGUACUUAUGCCUGCUGUUGUUGAAUGUUUUUGACCUUCUGCUUAUGAUCAAUAGACUGUGUUUAUGCAUGCAUGGUAUACGGUGAUAUGAAAAUUAUGUACAAAAAAAAAAUAUGUAAAAUGUGUACAAAAAUUGUUAAAGGAAUUGGAUGCCCGUGAAUGUGAUUACGAAUCAUUGAUAUGAAGUAUCGGUAAGAAUUCAGAUGACAAUUAAUAAAGUCUUUUUUAUUAUAUAAAUUAAAAA